GAGUCUUGAUUCUUGUUGGAGUCAUGGAGUCAGUUAGCGGACUGGAGCUGCUGCUCAACGGGCGGUGGUGAUGUCUUGCAAAGUGAUUUCAAGAGGGCAAGGAUGCUUAUUGCAUGCGGAACGUGAUGAUAAAACAAUGAAUACCGAGGACCGUUGAGUCUGCGUGUGUGCAUGCGGUGAUCGAAACAGAUGUCGAUAGUUGGCUGGUCGGAGUGUAAGAAUUGGUUUGAAUCGACCAAUUCGAAGUCAAGAAGCGAUGUCUGUUCUCUGGCGUCACGUUGCAUGAAGAUGUAACUGUAAGUAUCUCGAAGGUCAGUGUUCAUCAAAUGCUGCGAAAAAUGGUCUCAGUUGAGGGCUCUAAACGUAACACUGAAAUGUCCAAAGAAGAAGAGGUUCAGGAAUUUGAAACGGGAGGGAUGUCUACAGGGAAGCCAUGUCCUUUGUCGAACGCGUCAAUUUUCAGCUUCCUCACGUGGCAGUGGGUGCAACCCUUAAUCACCAUCGGAAACAAAAAAACCCUGGAGGCAGAGGAUUUGUGGGAUCUAGUGCCGGAUGAGACGUCGGUUUAUUGUGAGAGGAGUUGGUUGAAGGCGGUGGAAGGCGAAAAGAUGAAGAAGAAUGUCGAUGGUUCGCCCGUGUCUGUGUGGAAGCUGAUGUACAAGAGCAUGGGUUAUAAGUUCAUGUUGGGCGGUCUUUACAAGCCAGUAUGGUUGCUGGCUGUUGUACUUCAGGUGUACAUUUUGAAAGCGUUAGUCAAAAUUGCACAAGGCACAGAGCGCCUUCAGUGGUGGUGGGCGGCUCUAUUGGUGGUUGGAAUGUUUCUUACUUCGACAACGCAGAGCAUCACACAGCACCAAUGUUUCACCAUAGGACAGAGAACAGGGAUGAAGGCGCGUGCAACUGUGGCAAUGGCUGUUUUCAAUAAGAUCCAAGAAAUGAGUUUAGCGUCGCUGUCGAACACAAACACUGGGAUCAUGUUGAAUUUAGUCACGAAUGACACCCAAAAGAUACUUGACGCUGCCACGUUCUUCCACUUCGUUUGGUUCGCCUUGGUGGAGGUUGCUGUGGUGGGUGGUCUCGUGAUUUAUGAAGCUGGAGUUGCGGCCAUUCCUGGUGUCAUGGUCACCUUCCUCACCCAACCAUUGCAGGUGAAAGUGGCUCAACGAGUUGGAUGGCUACGGCGCUCAGCCAUAGAUUACACAGAUUCCAGGGUUCGUUCUGUGAAUGAAGUUUUGACUGGAGUUCGGGUGGUGAAAUACAAUGGAUGGACUGCAGCAUUCUUGAAGCGAAUUGGAGAUUUGAGAUCCUCCGAAAUGCACUGGAUCAAAAGAGCCAAUUUUCUUCGAGCUUCGACGUCUACUCUGAGGGAUGGUGUGAUCCCAUUGGCAUCGUUUGCAACCUUUGGAACAUUUGUUGCUGUUCACGGCGGGGCAGCAUUGACACCUAGUCUUGCUUUCACCGUCCUAGCGCUGUUCAGCAUUCUUGUGCGGUUGUUCUCGAUAGCACCUUUAGGAGUGCAAUACCUUUCUGAAGCCAUGGUGGCAAUGCAACGUUUCCAACAGCUGCUUGACCUACCAAACGGACAUGGAAUUACCAAUCCUGAUGAGCAAGACAAGUUGAAGGGGCAGGUUCUGACUGAUAAAGCAGUGUCAGUUUCCAAUGGAGUAUUCUCAUGGACUCUCAAAGAUUGGCAGACUUGUGACGACAAAAGAAGUAAGAAGGCCAAGAGGCGGAAAACAAAGCAGGAGAAGGACAACGGUCUCCACAUUCUGUCACGUGUGCCAAGGGGCAAAGAUUCAGACAAAGUCUUUGAAGAAGCUGAUACUUUAAAAGGAGUCACGUUUGAGGUUCAGCGUGGUGACCUUGUGGCAAUUGUUGGAGCCGUCGGAAGCGGGAAGAGCUCUCUUCUUUUGGCUCUUCUUGGAGAAAUGGAGUGUUUGGCAGGGGAAUCUCAAAUUGAUCGACCAGCGGCUUUUGCACCCCAGCAGCCUUGGAUUCUCAACGAUACAAUUCGAUCUAACGUACUUUUUGGUAACAAGUUUGAUGAAUUUCGAUAUAAGGAAACAGUUUCUGCAUGUGCAUUGGAUCAUGACAUAGCACAAUUACCUGCUGGGCAUGACACAGAAAUUGGUGAACGAGGAGUUAACCUUAGUGGAGGGCAGAAUGCUCGAAUAAGUCUUGCUCGAGCAUGUUAUAGCACAAGUCCUCUUCUUCUCCUGGACGAUCCCUUAGCGGCUGUUGACGUUCCCACUGCCAAGCACCUGAUGGACCACGUGUUAUGUGGGAUACUUAAGGGCAGGACAGUGAUUUUGGUAACUCAUAACAAAACGUCACUCUCUUGUUGCGACAAAAUCUAUCUUUUGGAGCAUGAGCGACUGCAAGAACUUUCUAAGGAAGCAUUGCUCGACGGACAACUGGAUGAAGUCAUUUUAAAUGAUACUGAAGAUAAUGGCGGUGAUAUCGAUCAUAAAACCAGAGCGAGUUUAGGAAGAGAUGAUUCUAGUGAAGAAUCUGGGGGUGAGAAUGGCCCUGAGGUUGACGUGCUCAAUGGAGCCUCAGCAGAGAUGGUAGCGGAAAGUUCACAGAGCCACCUUCAGAAUGGCUUGGAAUGUAAAGAAUUAACAGAGAAUGGAGUUUCUAAGAAUGGUCCCAGUGAGGAGCCUGUUUCUGAUGAUGUUGAGAUUGUUGCUUCCGUCUUUCAAGAGGUUGGUGAGGAGGGAGUUUUUGAUGGAAAACAAGAUGAAGCUAGCAUCAGGAAAUCUUUUCGAAGGAGGAGCGGUAGGGUAACUGGUGUCGAGAGUGACAUUGACGGGGAUAAAGGAGGAAAGCUUACUGUGAAAGAAGAUAGAGCUGAGGGAGAGGUGACCUGGGCAACUUACAUUCAGUACGCCAAAGAUGGUGGCGGACGGGUGUUUAUCUUCAUGGUGGUAGUUAUUUUCCUGUUCGCGCAAGCAGUGCGUGUUAUGUUGGACUACUGGCUUAGUGUUUGGGUUGAUAGAAAGUAUCAACUUAGCACCAGAAUCUAUGUUAUCUCCUAUGCCUGCUUUGCUGCGGGAGCUAUUGCCUUGUCACUUACCCGGGCUCUGCUCUUCAUGGAGGCGGCGAUGUUGUCAGCUAAAAAGAUGCAUGGACGAAUGGCAGAGAAAGUACUUCGGUCACCACAACUGUUUUUUGACCAGAAUCCUGUGGGAAGAAUAGUGAAUCGCUUCAGUAAAGACCAGUCCUUGGUUGAUGAACUCCUGCCUUCAACUGCACAGACGUGCAUGGAGAAUUUUACCGGGUGUUUGGGAUCCAUAGCAAUCAUAGCUGUCCUUAUUCCCUGGUUCCUAUUAGCCAUUCCCCCAUUCAUAAUUAUCUUUUUGAUCCUCCAAAAGCGUUAUGUCACUGUUUCUCGAGAAUUGAAGCGUCUGGACGGCUUGUCGCGAUCACCUAUGUAUGCACACUUGUCUCAAACCCUUCAGGGUAUCGCUUCAGUUCGGGCUUUUGGCGCGCAGAAGAGAAUGCAUGAUCGGUUUCUGGCCAUGAUCGACGCUAAUCACCGCGCUUUCAUUUUAUUUGUACACUCUUCUCGAUGGCUAGGUGUUCGUCUCGACUUAGCAACUUCCAUGGCAGUUGCCACUGCCUCCCUUUUAGUUGUUCUACUCCGAAAUAGUAUAUCACCUGGUUUAGCUGGUGUGGUGCUGGUGCAGAGCUUGCAGCUUACAGGAUUCUUCCAGUAUGGCGUGCGUCUUGCAGCUGAAACAGAGAAUUAUUUUACCAGUGUGGAGCGAAUUCAGGCAUACACUGAGUUGCCAACUGAAGCUGAUUCAGACACGGCACCAGGAGUUAUUACUGAAAAAUGGCCUGAAAAGGGAGAGAUCGAAUUUGUUCAUUACACUAUGGCCUAUCGUGAGGACCUUCCUCGAGUACUAAAUGACCUUUGCUUUAAGGUCAACUCUCAGGAGAAAGUGGGGAUAUUGGGAAGAACAGGGGCUGGCAAGUCGAGUCUUGCAGCUGCUAUGUUCCGACUAGUUGAGAAUAAAGCUUGCAGUGGCAGAAUUUUAAUCGAUGACAUUGAUAUCGCACAUAUUGGCCUUGAUGAUCUACGCCGGCGUCUUUCCAUAAUCCCUCAGGAUCCUGUACUGUUCAGGGGGACUGUAAGACUGAACCUCGAUCCUUUUGAGCAGCACACUGACUUUGAAAUUAUCGAAGCCAUAGCUAAUGUUCAUUUAAGCAAAAAGAUCGAAUCCCUGGACAAAGGCAUUGACAGCGUAGUGGCAGAGAAUGGGGAGAAUUUCAGUGUUGGUCAGCGCCAGCUUCUAUGCUUGGCUCGAUCUCUCCUAAGAAGGUCUCGCGUUAUUGUGAUGGACGAGGCAACGGCAGCUGUCGAUGGAGAGACCGACCAGUUGAUACAAACGGCCAUGCGAAGUGUGUUUCACACGUGCACAGUGUUGACAAUCGCUCACCGCAUUGAAACUAUUAUAGAUUGUGACCGAGUGCUGGUUCUGGCCAAGGGGGGUCGACUUGCGGAGUUCGACACCCCUGCCAAUCUUCUGAGGCGCGCAGAGUUGAUCAUCAGAGACGGCUCAGAAGGCCGUGGAGUUGGAAACUACGGUUUUGCAGUUAUGGUGGCUCAGAGCGGCGAAGUCAUAGCCAAGCGGCUGCGAGAAGCGGCCGAGGCAGCAGAGUUGAGGAGACAGCAAGAGUCUAGCUAGUGGUCCUGCAUCAUUAGUUCUGGCAUUAUUUGUACAAGAAACUGUUAGAAAUAUCAUUUGGAAAUAGGGCAGACAACAUAGAUCUAUGACAUCUUUCUCUUGGUAGUGGAAGAUUUUGACCAAAGGUUAUUAAACAGUUCAUGACCUGGAAGGCUUUGUUCUUUCAUUUCAAUUUUGAGUAUGUACAUGAUGCGAGGGUAAGGGAAGGGAAGUACGCUUAGCAUGGUAGAAUCAACUGCAUGGUUCAUCUUUUUGUUCUAAAACUAAAAGUUUUCGUUCAUAGCUGUAGUCUCAAUGUAUUACAAAAUUCUGAGUUU
Physcomitrium patens is the source of this 5011-nucleotide messenger RNA. RefSeq lists its product as uncharacterized. Gene Ontology annotation, cellular component: membrane. NCBI's taxonomy places the organism in Eukaryota, Viridiplantae, Streptophyta, Bryopsida, Funariales, Funariaceae. Gene Ontology annotation, biological process: transmembrane transport. Gene Ontology annotation, molecular function: ABC-type transporter activity; ATP hydrolysis activity; ATP binding. The record is from RefSeq and is a predicted model, not a curated record.